AGGUAGGUUAAUAAUUGGAUGUAAGCUUGAAUUUGAUCACUGACCUGCAUCUCAUGACAUUAAAUCCCCUUCACAUUUGCCGUACGACCUGUACUUUUUUUUCUCUUGAUGAUCCACCCCAACUAAGGCCUAACCUAUUAGGACCGAAGUUCCCUCUUCUGUCACACCCCCACUUUAUUUCAGGACCCAAAGGGCACACCGACAACCAUCGCGAUAUCAUCCUCCCCUCUUCCCGAUCUUUCUAAAGCUGGAUUUAUCCUGCGUCAACUCUGUACAAUUCCCUUCUUUCCCUUUUUAUAAAGGGACACCGUCUUCUUAACCAAAUUGGCAAUUCCAUAGCUAAUGUAAAUUUUUACCCAUACCCUAAAGCGUCUAUUUUUGAAUCUUUCAUUUUUCCUUACUAACCGUCUCACAUUAGUUAGGCUCAGCAAGUCGCCAAGAUGUCAUUCAACAGCCGCAAGUUUUCCAUGAACCGGAACACUGGUGUUCCGCGCCGUCGCUUUAGCAUUGGUGACCCAAGUGCCAAUGAGACGAGCUCUAAAAUUCAUCGUCAAUUCCGUGCGGCCAAUCCAGGCCAUCUUCCCCACGCUGGUCUAGACGCUUCACGUGCUUCUACCGGUGUCGUCUGGUGUACUGAGCGAGCCGCCGAGUAUGGCUUCCUUGAGGAACCCGAAAAAUGGGCAAACCUUGGUCAAGGUGCUCCCGAGGUUGAGGAUGAUAUCGAAGGCUGCUUUGAACGUCCCCACACAAUAGAUGUCUCCGUUGCCCUCCGUGAGUAUGGUCCGACUGCCGGUAUCAAGCCUCUGCGCGCUGCCGUUGCCAGAAUGUACAACGAGAUGCACCGUCAGGGCAAGGAGAGUCAGUAUUCAUGGGAGAACGUUGCCAUUGUCCCUGGUGGACGAGCAGGUUUGAUCCGCAUUGCCGCCGUGUUGAACAAUGCCUAUGUCGGAUUCUUCAUUCCUGAUUACACCGCUUAUAACGAGAUGUUAUCUCUAUUCAAGAAUUUCGCCGCCAUCCCAACUCCCCUCUCUGAGGAAGAUGGUUAUCACAUUCAUCCCGACGUGAUCGCCCGGGAGAUUGCCCGAGGUACCUCUGUCAUUAUUACUUCCAACCCCCGUAACCCUACUGGCAGAGUGGUUGCCAACCCCGAAUUGGCUGAGAUUCAGGAUAUUUGCCGUGGACGUGCGACUUUGGUUAGCGAUGAGUUCUACUCUGGUUACAACUACACUAGUAACUGCGACGGAACAACCAUUUCCGCCGCCGAGAACAUCGAGGAUGUGGAUGAAGAUGACGUUCUCAUUAUUGAUGGUCUCACUAAGCGAUUCCGUCUCCCUGGAUGGCGUAUCGCCUGGAUUCUGGGCCCUAAGGAAUUCAUUAAAGCCAUCGGCUCUUGCGGUUCGUACCUUGAUGGUGGAGCCAACGCCCCUUUCCAGGAGGCCGCAAUUCCUAUGCUUGAGCCCAGCCUCGUCCGCAAGGAGAUGGAAGCUCUUCAACACCACUUCAGGGAUAAGCGAGAUUACGUCGUGAAGCGCCUCCGAGACAUGGGAUUCGUUAUCAAGUACGUCCCGGACAGUACUUUCUACCUUUGGUUGAACCUCGAGGGUCUCCCUGGACCCAUCUCCGACGGUCUGAACUUCUUCCAGGCCUGCUUGGAAGAGAAGGUCAUCGUCGUUCCUGGUAUCUUCUUUGACUUGAACCCUUCCCGUCGCCGAGACUUGUUCGAUAGCCCUUGCCACCACUUCGUCCGCUUCUCCUACGGUCCCAAGAUGGAUGUCCUACAAAUGGGCUGCGAUGGUAUCGAACGUGUUGUUAACAAGUUCAAGAAGUUUACCACUUAGGUUAGAUACUGUUUGCUGGCUGUUGACAACGACGCUGAGUGUCUAAUACCAGCACAAUCCUCUUCUCCUUUGUAAAUGAGACGCCUGCAUCUCGUCUAAGACCUUUUCCAGAUAGAAGGUAGAAAAAGGAUUUCAGGGACUUCGGUUUAAGGUCCUCUAGAUGCUUGAUGAAUAAAACGCUUUCCCAUUUCUUCUUCCUAAGUAGGGUGGACCAUAAGCCCGUAUCCGCCAACCCGCCAAUUCAAUUAAUGUAUUGAAAUGUAUACAGUAUAAUACAGUAUAAUAACGUACAGUCUGAUA
This is a messenger RNA of Annulohypoxylon maeteangense, 2138 nucleotides long. RefSeq names its product PLP-dependent transferase. Gene Ontology annotation, molecular function: pyridoxal phosphate binding. Lineage: Eukaryota; Fungi; Ascomycota; Sordariomycetes; Xylariales; Hypoxylaceae. The record is from RefSeq and is a predicted model, not a curated record. Bases 441 to 1838 code for a protein of 465 amino acids. The transcript is spliced from 8 exons. Gene Ontology annotation, biological process: biosynthetic process.